ACGAAUAUUGAUUUAAAUACUUUAAGGAAUAAUCUUUUUAAAAAAUCAUAACUCUACUAUUAUGCAUGCAUUGGUAGUAACUAUGCAUUGUCCAUUGAGGUCUCAACUAAAAUGGGACCAGAACAUGCUGCAAAAUUUCAUUGUCUAAUGCCUACUAAUGGCAGUGUAGGACAAAGUUGGUGGGCCUGUUUUGCACAGUCCGUAAAUAAUAAAUAUUUGUGAGAAUUCGCUUUGCAAUAAUGCUGGUCCCUCACCCAGCUUAUCUUGCAUUUUCCAAGUUUGCUUAAAAUUCUGAUGAUUUAAAUGCAAGAAUCUUCAUGUUCAUAUAUUCUACUUACUAUUCAAACUCACAUGACUACUUAAAUUUGUAUAACUAAAUCAACUAAAUGUAGACUUAGGAAGUACUUACUAUAUACAUUAUACUUGUCAACCAUUUUAUGACUAAUAUGAAAUUCUUAUGGGUAUUGAUUUAAAGUUAUUUGAAUUUUUCCACUUAUGACCCCCCACAGAAAACCCUGUGAACUCAUUUGAGGUCAUGGGGGUCAUGACCCAUGUCACAUAACCAUGGUAUAAUUAGAAAUGUAAAAUUGUAGUUAUAUGCAUGUUACAAAAGGGUGGGGAGGAGGGGGGAUUUAGAAAGUACUGAAAUUAUUGUAUAUUAUAUAAUGAAGCAUUAUCUUUGGGAACCCAAAGUAUGUAAAUGAAGGCUAGAAGUUGUUUGUUUCUGGCAGAUUUAUCUGUAAAAUUUUUAUCUAGUAUUUUAACUUAGACCUUCAACUCUGUCUUCAUAACACCCUAACAUAUCCCCAAAUAAUAGUUCUUCCUCAAACCUCCAUCCAAUAAAAAUUAAAUAAUCAGGGUAUAAAGAAUUUGAAGGAGUAAAAAUGUCUGUCACAACUCAUCCCCCUCCCCCAAAUUUCAUGUUUCACACCCCGCCCCCAUAUAAAUUAAUUUUUUUAUACUAGUAUAACAUGUAUGAAAUUAAAGAACCUGGUUUUCAAGCUGUUUUUCAAUAUUAAGCUUUUUUCUCUUGUUUUUCCAGUAUAGUCAACGAGGUUAUGGAGGUCCUCCAGCUGGUGGCUUUAGGGGUGGUCCAAAUCGUUACGGUGGUGGAGAUGGUGACCCUGAUCCCAACUCUGAGCAAUUCCGAAAACUUUUCAUUGGGGGCUUAAGCUUUGACACAGAUGAAAACAGCCUGAAACAAUAUUUCUCUAAAUGGGGUGAAAUAGUUGAUUGCAUUGUUAUGAGAGAUCCGAACAGCAAAAGGUAAUCAUUAUAUAUUCAAUAGUAACAAUUAUUUUUUUUAAAGUCAAAUUCUUGUGUUUUGGUUAUUUAGAUUUAGGAAAUAAGAUUCCAAUAAAUCCAUUAAAAUUGUGUAAUAGCAAAUGCUGGGAUAAUUUAUUGUGAUAUUUGAAAUUGAUUUUUUUCAAUUACAGAUCAAGAGGUUUUGGUUUUAUCACAUACAAAGACAAGGACAGUGUUGACAGUGUACAAAAAGAUAGACCCCACAAGAUUGAUGAUCGUGAAGUAGAAACAAAACGAGCUAUGCCCAGAGACGUAAGUCAAUAAUGUUCUAAUUUUUUUAUUCAAUACUAACAUUAAUCCAUAUUCCUGAACUAAUUUUGCCAAUGAUUUAAAUUUAUUUUAUAAACUGAUUCAAUUAUUACCCUUUUUGUACUAUUUUGUUUGCACAUUUUUGUCUUUUAAAGUUAGAGCCCUCAAAUUUGGAGGAGACAUUUACUAGACAAUGUUUAACAAAACAUGUGAAUUAUGAUUUAACGUCUAUUUUAUAAAAUAGGAUUUUAAGAGCAUAUGUCGUGGAUACUGACAAUUGUCAAUAAAUUUUACUUUACAAAAAAACAUACUUAUUAAACCAAGAAAGCUAUUGCUAUAAAAUUUUCAAUACAAACAAAAACGUAUAAUGUACAUUUAAAGGUGAGGCAUGGUUAAAAUAAGAAAAAUGUGGAUCAGAAAAAUGUAUGCAAUAUUAGAAAAAAAUAUUUCUUGCAAAGCUACCAUGUCCAAGACAUUUUUAUAUUUAAAUACAUAACUUUUAAACUAAUAAUGCUAAUAAAAUUUACAGUACAGUGACAAUCCAAAUGUUACAAAAUACUCAAAAAGAAAAUUUAAAACAUUUUAUAUAAAAUAUAAAAUAAAAAAAAAUCUGGCUCCGAAACUCAAGCAACACUUCUUUACCCACUGUUGAUCAAAAACGUCUUCCUCCAUCAUCAGUAUCAGAUCAAUUGGUUGAUAUCCUGCAGUUUAAAAUCAAAGGAAGUAAAUAAAAUUCCACGUAAAAAAAAGAAGCAGAAACAAUUUUAAUAUUUUAAAAUCUCCAAAUGCUUCAGACCUUCAGAGUUCUUGUAAAUACCGAUAGUAAUCAUCCUGGGGUCAAGUUAAAACUUUCAAAAGAGACCUAUCAUGAAAAUGUUAAUGUUUUGAAACAAAAGCAACAGUCAUAAGAUUUUACUUAAAUUUUACUAUUAGACUGUUUUGUUACCUAAGACUUGUAGUUGAUUAUUCUACAUACUGUAAUUGACAAAAUUAAUGGGACAGAAGAUCUAGAUCAUGGGCAAAUUUAAGAUAAAAUAAAUAUGCAAUCAUGUCUUUCAUAUGUUAGUGCACAUCACAAUAAAGACCUAAUUUAUCAUAUUGCUCAGUAUUUUAUUUGAUUAGGUUAUCAAAUUUAUUUAAUUUAUUGAUUUUUAAAUUGUUUUUAAAAAUGUGUAAUCGCUGAUUACAAUAGAAAAUAUCACUUCUACUAUAAGGCUAACCUCAGUUUGGUGAGGUUUAAUUAUAGUGAUUCACUUUCCUAAGUGUAUUAGCUGUAGUUUUAUUUCAUUUAUGUGAAUCAUUAAGUUAAAAACUAAAAUACUGAUGUUCCAACGCUUGCCCGAACUUCAGUUUCUAACUGUUCAUCUUUGUGUGGGGAAAUUGAAACAGUAUUUAUACCCUCUAAACGUGGAAUCCAACCCAGAAUUAAUUUUUAAGAGGGAAUUUCAUAUAUUUUUAGAAAAUGGCGCAGUCUGCUCAAGAGACAUACCAAAACAGUCUGCAGCCCCAGUAUUGAAGUACCUAAUCUAUGACAAAUAAAGCAGUUGUGAAUUUUAUUUUGCGGAAUCUAUAAUUCUCAAAAUUUUAUUUUUAUAAAAUUCAAUGUAUUUUAUAAAAGGGAGGAGGGGCCUAAAAGAUUUGGAAGAUCAUUCUUCAGAAAAAUAUAACAGAAUACAUCUAUGUAACCAUAUUAAUUAUUCAAAAAUAGAAUCAAGUUGUUUUUUUUCUUCAAAAUAUUGCUACAAACCAGUAAUUAACAUUAAAAGAUUCAGUAACUGCUUGCUGAAAUAUUUAUUUCCCAAUACCUGUUUUUUGCCAUCUAUUUGUAUUGAUCUAAUAUCUCCAUAUAUUCCUUUAAUAUAAAGAAUUUCAAAACGGGGAUAAAAUAAAGUUAAGCUUACUUGUUUACAAAAGCAUUAGGUUGUACACUUUAAUCCAAAGCAAAAUAAUUUUCAAGAUCCCCCAUAAAUUGCAAAAUUUAAAUCAUUUGACAUUAUUACUUCGUUUUUGUGACCUCUUUACUUUUGUAAAAGGUUUAUCGUGCAUAAUAAAUUUUUCAUAAACAGUAACUUCCAAUAUGGUAAGAUAUUUCUUUAAAGGCUAAUUCAAUCAAUGAAACAAAUCAUGAAAAUGUAAAUUGUUUUAACAAAAAUUAAUUUUUUACACAUAAACCACACACACACACCCCAUCCCCCCCAAUGGUACUAAUAUAUUAUUAUAUACCAUUGUCUAUAAUCGAACUGCAAAUUGUUAAGAAAAAUGUAACAUAAGCUGCUAAAUAAAUGGUGAAAAAAACCCAAAAUAAUUUUUGGCACCUUGGACUAACACAUGCUAUGCAUAGGACGAACUGUACUAACAAGCCUUUUUUUUUUUAAAACUGGGUGAAAUCUUCUGCUUUUUAAAAAUGAAAUCACGCCAUCACCCUAAGUCUUGUGGUGUGAUAUUUUAUUGCUUUUUUAACAAAUUUAGUUGCAACCAUAGGGAAUGAGUUUACUAACUCAUAUUGGUCAUAAUGGGUAAGGUUUUCUAAGCAACCAGUGUUUGAUGUUAUUAAGCUUUUACGAAGCCUUAACUAAUUUUGCCUUUACAGAUUUUUAAAAAAAAGGAUUUCCUUUAAUUAUUCCUUCAGGAUCCCAGCAUUAAUAAUCAACAGACAGUGAAGAAGAUGUUUGUUGGUGGUCUGAAAGAGGAUACAACAGAGGAGAUGAUCAAGGAUGUCUUCUCCGAAUAUGGUGAAAUUGAACUUGUUGAUCUUAUAACGGACAAGAACACUGGCAAAAGCAAAGGAUUCUGCUUUGUUACCUUUAAGGACUAUGACUCGGUUGACAAAUGUGUUUGUAAGUAAUUUAAUAUGAAUAUUUAAUAAUUUAAAAAAUUGUUUUCUUCAUUUACUAUGAACUUUUUUUUGUUUUAAAUACUUUUUGUUUGCAAAGACUUAAUAAUUAGUAAUUUAUUAUUAUAAUUGAUAUAUUUAUACAAAGAUGCAAUUCACUUCCAUUUACAGUAAAGAAACGGGUCAGCCUAAAUUCCAGGAAAGUAGAAGUAAAGAAAGCCUUUGCAAAAGGGGAAAUGGAUGCUCGGGGUCGUAUGCCUGGAAUGGGGAUGGGCAUGGGAAUGGGAAUGCCCAUGGGACGUGGAGGUAUGCAAUUUCUGUCUUUUAAACAAAUAUUUUAUGGGAUUUGUUGAAACUGCCUAACAUUGUUAAAGACCACAUGGGGAAAUGUUAUAGAUUAUCCUAGUUAUUUCUUUAUUCAAUUAUUAGUAAGCAGCUUUUCUUUUCCCUCCAGAUGAGAAAAUGGUUUAGGAUACAUUUAAAAAGGCUCUGGACUAGUUAAAAAAAAAAAUAAUUAUGGUUUGAAAUUGUGCUGAUAUUCGUAGAGGUUUUUAGUAAUGGCAGUUGGGCAAUGAAAUUUUGGUACUUAUGUGUAAUUAUGAAUCUGGCACAAGCUUUACCCUCAACUUAUCCUGGAGUCAUAAUUCACGAUUGUUGGUUUAAAAAAGCAACUUAUUUUAUAGACAAGAUUGACUUGUAUACAAGUUUAUACUGUAAAUGGCGCCCUGUACUCAAUGUCGUCUGUUGGAAUACAUUUUUCACAUUUAUUUUAAAGGUAAUUGGUCUUUUGCAGGACGAGGUGACUUUGGAUUUGGUGGUCAAGGUUAUGGCGGUAAGGGUAAAUAAAAAUUUUCAUCAUCUAUUUUGUUUUAUGAUCCUUCAGUUUUGCAAUGAAAACUGCAUUAGUGUUUGGGAAACAAUAAUUCAAGAAAUUUUUUUUUCAUACCUAAUUUAAAAAAGCAGUUUUCUUUUAGAUUCUAGUACUUCAAUUCUCAAAUUAACUCAUUACCGACUGUUGUGUGACAAAAAGCAUCACAGCUUGUAUUUUAAAAAAAUAACUAAGAAAUAUCGCAUCCUUUGGGAUUCCCUGUGAUUUUAUUUUAAAAACUUCAGUUUUUAUUUUGUUACAAUCUUUUGUGUCGGUCGUAGUAUGGUGUGUUUAUAUUUUCUAUCAUGUUUUCAUCCAAAGUGCGGGAAAUAAAGAAAAUGUUGGUCAUUGCUCAUUAUUUUUUUCUCCAUUUGCAUAUUUUAAUUCAUUUCUGGAUGCAUUGAUCCAAAAGUCAUUAAUAUUUAGCAGCUAAAUCACAUUUAACAAACGUUAUUCAAUGGCCUAAAGGGAGUUACUUCCCUUUGUUCAGGAAUGAGAUAGGAAGAUCAGAAUUAAUUUUAUAAAGUCAGUAGUUAGAUUUACCAGUUUCAAUUGAAGAAGAAAAAGAAAAAAAAAUUUAAAUCCUGUUAUUUUACUAUAUUUUUAACAUCUUGUUUCAGGUGGUUAUGGAGGUGGCUAUGGUCCUGGUUAUGGGGGUGGUUAUGGUCAGGGUGGCUGGCAAGGUGGAUACAAUGACUAUGGCAACUACGGUCCUGGGGUCAACCAAGGAAAUCCACGUAUGUAUUUUAUUUUUAAUAUGUCGCAAAAAUAGAUACUUUACAUGUGUGUGAAGUUAGCUUUGGUAGCAAUCAAUAGGACUUUAUUCAAUCUAAAAUAUGUCCUUUUUUUUUCUCCUAAUAAUCUUACACUUAUAACUUAUCAAAAGCUGAUACUAUUUAAACCUGUUGUACUUUUUCGUUAGUUAUUUUUCCAUUUAUCAUAUUUGUAUGCUACAAACAUAUGAAUAUAUAUACGAGACAUAAUGUUCAUCCAUGAUACUGUGUACGUGUAUACACAAAAUCUCUACAUAAUUUUUCCGAGAUGAGUAAUUUCAAAAGACUUACAUAAAAUUUUGUUGAGCUGUUACUUAUUAUUAAUAUUGCUAAAUAUGAGGUGAUUAGUGGCUUAAUUUUAUUGUCAUUACUUCUUUUUUUUUUUUUAAAUAAAACAUUUUGUUAGCUAUUGUGACAGAAUUAUUAAUUUGACUUGUGCAGGAUAUGGUGGUAACAACUACAAUGGUGGAAAUGGUUAUGGAGGACAUGGUGGAUUCAACAGACGAUGAUGAGCUUAACUUGGUUCAUCCUCAUUUUUCUCAGGUAAAUAUUAUUCAAUUUGUCAGGCUUUUAAAAAUAGUAAGCUAUAAGAAUUCCUCUCUAAAAAAUGAAAAAAUAAUUCAUCCUGGUUUACCAGUAUUACAAUGUUUGUGUGAUCUUUUUACUAUGUAGUUUUUACAACUUAGACACUAGAGAAAUUACAGGAUUGGUUUUAAAAAAAAUACAUUCAACUCUGUUAUCCAUUUUCUGGUUGAUCUAGUUUUUUUUCCCCCUUUCAGGCAGGUUCAAAGGCAUUUAUGCGAGAAAGGCAGGCAGGCGGGAAAGCUAGUGUGAGGUCUAGUUUCUAGUCUGGACUUUGUGCGACAGUUAAUUUGAAUGUUUUGCUACUACAAUUGAUGAUGAAUAUAUGAACUCGUGUGUGUGUGUGAGUAUAAUUGACUAGAACUCAAGGGGGACAUUGAGUCCCCCCACAACCCAAAGGCAGCAGCGCAGAACUAGACUAGCCACCCGUGGAAGGAGGCCCCAUCACAAAAUGUUUGAUGGAACAGUCGGUUGGCCAGGCGUUCCUCAUCCCUCUGAGACAACACGUAUUGAGUAGGCAGGCCCGCCCUUGAGUGGACUUCUUAACUCCCUGUGCACCAGUUGACAUGGCAUGCUCACUAUCAAGUUUACUGGCUUGACCAGCAGAGGAGUGGCUUGUUGAAAACUUUAAUUUCCAAGGUGUUGAGUCUCUGCAAGACGAUGAGCGCUUUAGGUCAAGAGGAAAGAAGUAUCAUUCAUUCAGAUCAUGUCUAGGGAUUUUUUGUUAUGGGGAAUAAGAUCUAGGCAGUAAUUUUAACAGGUCAAGGUGAUUUUGUUUGUUUUGUUUUUUAUUUAAAAAAAUACGAGGCCAUUACUGUGAGAUAUUUUUAACAAAACUGAAGUUGGGAUGCUGGCUAGGAAGCUCAUUGAUGGGCAUUCAUUUUAAAAUUAUGAAAUAAUCCAUUCUCAUUACUUUGCUUUUCUUAGGUUUUGUUUGACAUUCCGACAUGCAUCAUAUUCAUAUAUUUAUUUGGUCAUCAUAUAUUCCAUCAGCCAUACAAUUCAUCUCAAGGAUUAACUCUUCUUAAUGUUGGAAAGACCUGCACAAGUUUUUCUUGUAAGGUUAUUUUCAUCAUUUAUAAAUUACAUGAGCUUCCUAGCUUUAUGCAUCCCACCUUCUGAUCUGACUAGAUCAUUUCUCAAGCUUCUAACAGAAAGGUUGACCGGGUCUUAGGGUUACGCCAGUGUGGUCCAGACAGACUGAGAAGUUUGAAUUUCUGGUACCUUACCACACUUUAUUAUUUAUGCAUUUCUUGGGUGGGUCUAUCGAUCGCUUUUGCUUUUGCUAGUCCCACCUAAAAACAACUCAAAGAGGAUCUAGUUUAGCUUAUGGAGCCAUUGCCUCCCCUCCACCUCCAGCCUCUACUACCGGUCUGCCAAACUCCAUAGGGUGUGAAGGAAAUGGAAAAUGAACGGCAUGCAUUAAUUUUUAGCCCCUAUCUAAAGGGCAGAUUUUAAAAUAUAAAUUUUAUAUCAGACAAAAGAAUGUAAAUCUUUUUAUACAAUAAAAUAAAAUGUGCUGUGAAAUUUAUAUAAUCCACUUUGAAUAAUGAAAUAAAGUGUAAUAAAAAAUGUGCAAUGAUUAAGUCGUGAUUAUCAGCACAUUUGAUCUAUUUACAUUUUGAGUAACAUUGGGAAUUUGUACUGUUGCUUGCUUUCUAGUUUCCCUCACAGAUAGGGUUUAUAAUAGAUGUAUUGUUAGGCUGAAUUUGCUUGAGAGAAAAACGAUUACUGUAAUGUCACUAAAAGAUUCAGAUAGAAGUAGUUGUACUCAUCAGUUGUUGACAUUUUUUUUUUCAAUUUACAUAGUGUGUUAUAUUUUCUUUGUCAUGAGUUUUUAGUAGAGAUAUGUGUCACAAAUGUCUGUCCGCAGGGGCACAUGGAAAUAAAGGAGCGCAAUAUACUUCUGGCUCACUGGCGGAA
Lymnaea stagnalis (great pond snail) is the source of this 8533-nucleotide messenger RNA. Lineage: Eukaryota; Metazoa; Mollusca; Gastropoda; Lymnaeidae. The record is from the annotation of a GenBank genome assembly.